UUAAAUUAAAAGGAUCAAUGCAAUGUUCAUAGAAAUCGCAGAUACAAAGAAGAGCUACUGUAGCUCUUUUUAAAAUGUAGGUAAAUGAAGUUAUUUCUGCGAGUUCUUACAGCCUUUUCCCCAUCUGAUUUUCCACGGCUGAUUCAAUGAAAUGGAUGUAUUUAAAUAGAUGAAUCUUUUGUUUUCUUCUGCAGCCCGCGGCGGAAUAACCUGUAACCGGGGAUCCGGGGGACAAAGGCAGGCGGGGGGACGCGGUGUGUCCGCCGGGCGGGGGGACACAGUGUGUCCGCCGGGCAGCGGCUCAGCCCGGCCGCGGUGACCGGCAGCCCGCACAGCCAAUCCGGCCGCGGGGAGGGAGGAGACCCCGCAGAUUCAAACCUUCGGGAGAGAAAGGGGGGAGGAACAGACGAAACGGAGGAAAAAACAGUAGCCGGGAAGUUUUGUUCUGUUCAUGCAAGUGUAUCGGUUUUUUUACCCCCACUGGAAUGCGCCUGACAACCAGACGCGAGUAGAUCCAGGCAGCGCCUACUCGGAUGUUAUUGUUCAUUUGAUUUUCUUCUGCUUUUACCCGAGUAACUAUGUUUAUUGCGGUCAGGUUUUCCCACAAUUAGCAGAAACACAGGGGAUUCGCUCUUUCGACUCCAGCCCUGCGGGUCAUGGCGGAGGUCACAGUACAGAGCAGCUGCCUGCAGGACCUGGCGGACGGCAACAUCCUGGACCCGGCCUUCCAGCAGCGCCUGGAGGGCGCCCGGACCCAGCUGCGGCAGGAGAUCCAGAAGGAGCUGAAGAUCAAGGAGGGGGCGGAGAGGCUGCGGCGCGCGGUGACCAGCCGGAGGAACGCGGUGCACGUGGAGGGGCAGCUGAAGGCCUCCAACCGCAAGCUGGAGCAGCUGCACUGGGAGCUGCAGGAGCUCAACGCCCGGGCCAUGGCCAGGGACAAGGACAGCCAGACAGACGACGCCACCUCGCCCGACCCCUGCCGCUGGGAGGAGAGCACCACGCCGCUGGCCAGCCGCAUCCUGGCCUUGAAGAAGCAGCUGACCAUAGAGACCAAGGUGAAGCAGGGCGCGGAGAACAUGAUCCAGAUGUACUCCAACAGCUCCUUCAAGGACCGGAAGAUGCUGUCCACUGCCCAGCAGAUGCUCCAGGACAGCCGGACGAAGAUCGAGCUGAUCCGCAUGCAGAUCGUCAAAGUCGCGCAGGCAGGAGAGGGAGACGGGGAAGGCUUCGACUCGGAGGCCGAGCGAAAGGGCCGGCCGCUGGACACCAUCAGCCCCCUGGAGCUCCGCGUCGCUGAGCUGCGGCACCACCUGAAGAUCGAGGCCGCCGUGGCGGAGGGGGCCAAGAACGUGGUGAAGCAGCUGGGGGGCCGCAGGGUGCAGGACCGUCGCGCCCUGGCAGAGGCCCAGGCCAGGCUGCAGGAGUCCUCGCAGAAGCUGGACCUGCUGCGCCUGUCCCUGGAGAGGCGGCUCGGUGAGCUAUCCCAGGACCACCCGAAACGGGCCGUCAUCAAAGAGGAGCUGGCCCUGGGCGCCUCGCCCUCCCUGGGGCUCCAGCGGCACCGCCUGCAGUCGGCCUCCUCGUUCUUCAAGCCCGCCACCCUCACAGGCAGGCUGGAGGUCAGGCUGAUGGGCUGUCAGGACCUGCUGGAGUCGGUGCCGGGCCGCUGCCGGGUGUCCGGCGUCUCCGCGGCCCCGGGCAGCCCCUCCGAGGCCAAGUCCCUGAAGGUGCGGGCGGGAAUCUCGGGCCGCGGCACGAGCAGCAGGCUCAAGACGGACGAGCUGUCCGCGGACAUCAGCGCCGUUCUGAAGCUGGACAACAAAAUGGUGGGCAGGACCAACUGGAGGCCCGUCAGCAACCAGGCCUGGGACCAGAGUUUCAGCAUCGAGCUGGAGAGGUCUCGGGAGCUGGAGAUCGGGGUGUACUGGCGGGACUGGAGGGCUCUGUGCGCGGUGAAGUUCCUGCGGCUGGAGGACUUCCUGGAUAACCGGCGUCAUGGCAUGUGUCUGUACCUGGAGCCCCAGGGCAUGCUGUUCACCGAGGUGACCUUCAUCAACCCUGUCAUAGAGCAUCACUCGAAACUGCAGAGGCAGAAGCGCAUCUUCCCUAAAGAGAAAGGGAAGAACUUCCUGCGCGCGGCUCAGAUGAACAUCAACAUCGCCACGUGGGGCCGGCUGAUGAUGAGCAUGCUGCCCCCCUGUAGCUCCUUGUCGGCCAUGAGCCCCCCGCUCUCCGGCUCCUCCGAUUCCGAGGUCACCCCCCCCCCGCCGUGCGCCGAGGACAAGCCCGGCGUGUCCACGCCGCUGCCCGGGGACGCUCCAGUGGUCAGGCUGACCUUCAGCGAGGACCGGCCCCCCAAACCCCCCCGCCUCCACAUGCAGCAGAGCCCCGCAGAGAGCCCGUCACCCCCGUUCAGAGACACGCAGCCAGAAGACAGAAACAACUGCAGCACCAGAGGAACGGGAUCCUGUCAGCCUGCUCCCGAAAAGAAGCAAGGCAUGCAGAUGGAAGAUUUCAAGUGCAUCUCUGUUCUGGGAAGAGGGCAUUUCGGAAAGGUUCUCCUUGCGGAGUACAGGAAGACAGGGAAGCUGUAUGCCAUAAAAGCCCUGAAGAAGGGAGACAUCGUGACGCGUGAUGAAGUGGACAGCCUGAUGUGCGAGAAGCGGAUCUUCGAGACCAUCAACGCCUCGCGCCACCCCUUCCUGGUCAACCUGCACGCCGGCUUCCAGACCCCGGAGCACGUCUGCUUCGUCAUGGAGUACUCCCCGGGGGGCGACCUGAUGAUGCACAUCCACAGCAGCGUCUUCUCCGAGGGGCAGGCCCGGUUCUAUGCUGCCUGUGUGGUGCUGGGGCUGGAGUUUCUCCACAAGAAUAAGAUUGUUUACCGAGAUUUGAAGUUGGACAACUUGCUGAUGGAUGCAGAUGGCUUUGUGAGAAUCGCAGAUUUCGGCUUGUGUAAAGAAGGAAUGGGCCACGGGGACCGGACGUCCACCUUCUGCGGCACCCCCGAGUUCCUGGCCCCGGAGGUGCUGACGGACAACACGUACACGCGGGCCGUGGACUGGUGGGGCCUGGGGGUGCUCGUCUACGAGAUGCUGGUGGGCGAGUCUCCGUUCCCCGGCGACGACGAGGAGGAGGUGUUCGACAGCAUCGUGAACGACGAAGUCCGCUAUCCUCGAUUCCUCUCGCCGGAGUCCGUCUCCAUCAUUCAGAAGCUGCUUCGGAAGAACCCAGAGAAACGGCUGGGAAGUGGAGAGCAGGAUUCAGAGGAAGUAAAGAAACACAAGUUCUUUCAGGGGACCGACUGGGAGGCCCUGCUGGCCAAGAGGGUGACGCCUCCCUUCACCCCGACGAUCAGGGAGCCCCUGGAUGUGGGCAACUUCGACGAGGAGUUCACGCGCCUGAGGCCAGUGCUGACGCCGCCCCACACCCCCUGCGUGCUCACGGACCAGCAGCAGGCCUGCUUCGCCGGCUUCGACUUCUCCUCGCUCGGCUGAGCCCUCCCCACGCUCUCCCGCCGGUCUCCAGAUCCCCAGCGCAGGAUGCCACACCGGAAUCAGGCCUCCAUUGUAGGGCGGUUCGGCACUUGAACUGCCAUUGUUGACGCUUAAAAGAAAGAAAAAAACAAGCUGAGGUUUGCUUCCUUUAAACUUUUGAUGACCCGAAGGAUCAAAAUCUAUUGUCCCAUGUCAUCAUUCCUUUUAACCUCGAAACUUUUUUCGCUCCUUUUUAGAUCCCUACAGCCUCGCAUGGUUAUCGUGCACCUCGGUUGUUGCUGAUGUUUUAAAGGAAAGCAUCUCGGGUUUUUCUCCCGUUAGGAUCCUCUUAUGGGUCCCGAUAUAAUGUGCACGUUGCCCCAGGUACAGUCAUAAAAAGCUCGGAGUGUUUUGUGGUGUCAUUCUAGACAGCAGUACAUUACCUAGGUGUGAUAUUAAGGGGCGAGACUUAGCUUUUUACGAUCCCAUCACUGAAUCUGCCACUGUUGGCCCUGUAUGUUUGCUUUUAAAACAUGUAACUCAGAUUUGUUACCUAGUUUACAUUCAAAUCUGAACUUGCAAGCUGCCAGAGGAAGUGGACGGCCGAUGGAAUGCAAUUGUCCCUUAACAGUGUAGACCCCCGAUUAAUAUAAAGGCAACCCGUAUUACUGCUGUAACUUUUCAAGUUGCUAUACAUAUACCGUAGGUGUUUUUCUUUAACGAUGUUCUCCCUGGGAUUUAGGUUCAAUAUGACAGUUUUAAGAAGUGCCUCUGCUUAGCUGUUCAAAAAGUAAAAGUAUCUGAACAUGAAUGAGCUCUGCAUACUUUUCGCACAGCCAACCUUUCCCAGCACAACCCUGGGAAGUCUGCACAGAUGGGGCUGUGGGUGUGGUGCAUGAUAGUGGUGACCAAUACGGAGCCUUAACCUUUACAAUGAAGUGGAAUGGAUUAAGUGCAAAUGCUUUACAGAUCUUAAAAACGUAUAACUCUUUGGUGAAUGAAGAUAAGAGGAUUUUAAAGUUCAAUGCUGACUAUUUUCAGCCAUUACAGUUUCUGCAUUCCUUUGGAAACCACUUGAAACAGCUGUGAAUGUGUAUAUUUCUCUAUAUAAUGAAUAUAUGUAUGUGCUUUACUACUGAAGUAAUUUAUACAGUGAACGGAACAACGUACUAUGGUCUAAAGCUUUAGGUGAGAUUGUUUUAUUGUGUCCUCAUGUACGUAAAACAAAAAUACAAUAAAUUUAUUUCUCCCUAAAGUUAGGGUGUUUGAGCAUAAA
Molecule: messenger RNA, 4752 nt
Organism: Lepisosteus oculatus (spotted gar)
Lineage: Eukaryota; Metazoa; Chordata; Actinopteri; Semionotiformes; Lepisosteidae
Gene: pkn3
Product: protein kinase N3
Biological process (GO): protein phosphorylation; signal transduction
Cellular component (GO): nucleus; cytoplasm
Molecular function (GO): ATP binding; small GTPase binding; protein serine/threonine kinase activity
Source: RefSeq, a predicted model, not a curated record